UGUCAUUUCAAAAAAUAACGACGCGAUUGGAGUUGAUCAAUUUUAUCUCGUUUGUUUUACAACAUACUGAAACUAUUCGUGCAUUUUUACUAAAUCAUCAUGGCGAAAAGCUACGUGACUAACUUUCGCGGUGAAAGUUUCUACACUCCUAAUGAAAAAAUUCAGAUCAAGGAAGAGUACACCACUCCGAUAGAAGAAGAUUUUGGAAGCCACAAUUUGAUGGAGCAGUCCUUUGAAAAUCCGUAUGGAUCAAUGAGGAAAUCUCUCUCUAUGAACGAUAUUGCUGCGCUUAGAGAAGAUAUGCUAAAGAUGGAACUUCACGACGGUGACGAUAUAUACGAAAGAUAUAGAAGACCUACUGGUGCACCACAUGAACUGUCUAGAACUAAGUUUGUAUCUAUGGCUGAAGCUAUUUAUCAUUACCAGAGAGAUACUCCAGGACGAUUUCACUCCAAGAAGCCACAGAUAUUCAAAUCACAGUGCUCUUCAAGUCGACCCAAUUUAACCAUACCGCAGUCUCCCAUGUUGCGCUGUAAGACCCGUGCUCGCCCUCUCCAUAUUAUGUCACAGAAAGAGAGGGAAGAAAUGGAACUUGAAGAACUAAAGAAGUUUAAAAUCAAAGCUCAACCUAUCCCCAAAUCUGUGAUUGAAGGAACGAUACAUCUGCCUGAGGUACCAAGAAAACCUAUAACUGUUCCUGAGCCGUUCAAGUUAACAGAACUAAAUAAAAAGGUAGUCCAGUCUCCCGAUCAUUCUCAAAAGUUUAAAGCUCGCCCUGCACCGAAACAUAUCUUGGAAAAGCCUCAAAUUCCUGUGAAACCACCUGUCCAAGUGACUAAACCAGUCAGUCCUAAGUUCCAUUAUAAAAGAGGUAACUCUUCUGAUCACCUCAAGACCGAAACAAGGUCGAAUAUCCAAACUACAAGCUCAUCAGCAAAACCUGCUGAAAAACAUCAGCGCCACGGUCCUCUGAAACCUGAACCUUUCUCAUUUGAGAAAAGAAAUGAAGAAAUUAAGCGCCGAAAAGAAGAAUGGAUUAAACAACAAAUUGAAGAAGAGAAAAAGCAAGCUUCUCUGUUCAAAGCUCAGCCUUUGCCUGGUGGAGUGAGAAAGCAAAUGCAUAAAACAACCGCAAAAUGCAGUUCAUCAACAGCAUCAUCUGAGAAUAAAGAAAAUCAAGUUAAAUUUGAAGCUCGUCCACCCGUAGUUUUGUACAAAGAACCCUUCAAGCCAGUUCUCCAGCCAUUACACAUUCUUAAGGCUAAACCAUUUGAUUUGACGACACAGAAACGAGCUGCAGAGCGGGAAAAGUUUGACAAAUUGUUGAAAGAGAAGGAAGAAGAGCAGGAAAGAAUGAGGUUGCAGCGGGAAAAGGAACAACAGGAAGCCGAAGAGAAAAUCAAGGCUGAAAUGAGAGCCAAACUAGUUCAUCACGCUAAACCAGUGCCAGCUUUGACACCCUUUGUUCCGGAAAGAUCUGUUGCCCCUCUAACUGUUCCUGAAACCCCUAAAUUUGUUAGGAGAUUGAGACAAAACUAAACUUACGUACCAAAUUAUAAAUAUGAAAUCUUUCCUAAGUCCAGGGUAUUUGACUAUUUAUGUACAUCUAUCACCCAUGAUUACAUCUAGGGUAUUUUUAUUAUUGGCUUUCCUUGGGAACUGUACUUUUAAUUUCUCUAGGAUCAAAAACUUAUAUCCUUUACAUUAAUAAUAAUACUUUUGUAGAGUUACAGUAAAUGUAUUUGAUGGGGCAACAUUUCACAACCUUAUUUGUGUUGAUAACAAUAAAUUUCAAAUACCCUUUAGGUAGAGUUAGGUAAUAGUUAUUAACAUUAUGUACUGACAUUUAUUUUGCUAUGUAGUUUUAAUUAUGUUUGACUAUAA
This is a messenger RNA of Ostrinia nubilalis (European corn borer), 1884 nucleotides long. Its product is annotated as targeting protein for Xklp2-like. The transcript has a single exon. The coding region runs from base 100 to 1539 and encodes 479 amino acids. The record is from RefSeq and is a predicted model, not a curated record. NCBI's taxonomy places the organism in Eukaryota, Metazoa, Arthropoda, Insecta, Lepidoptera, Crambidae. Gene Ontology annotation, biological process: regulation of mitotic spindle organization; activation of protein kinase activity. Gene Ontology annotation, cellular component: spindle; microtubule.